Molecule: messenger RNA, 612 nt
Organism: Cladocopium goreaui
Lineage: Eukaryota; Dinophyceae; Suessiales; Symbiodiniaceae
Source: the annotation of a GenBank genome assembly
AUGGCCACGCAACGUGAAGUGAUCGGAUUGGUGGCUUCAGAGUGCAACUCCUUUGCUGAGCAGUUCUUCGCAGCAAACUGCCAUCGCUUUUCUGAUCUUGAGGGCCCGGAUGUUGCCAAGACCGAGCAGAAAGCGGAAUGGUUCGACGUUUUCAAGCGCUUUGAGGCUGAGGCUGAGCUGACAAUGCAAAAUGCCUUGUUCUUGUGGGGACUGGUGCAAGCAAAGACCUUUCAGGAAGAGUUUGUGGAGGAAGCAACUCAAUGUGCUGUCCUUGAUGACUUUUUGUCACUCACAGACUACCCAGCCUUCGUGAAGCGCAUGUACCGUGAGAUACAGCAAAAGCGGGAGCAGGACGCCAAGCUCGCUGAAGACAAGCCACGCCUUCGCAAGCGGCAGGACUCUCUCAGGCCUGACACACCAAUGGGAAAUCUGGAGACUCAGCAGAAACUGUCUGAGUUGGAUCAACGUUUGGCGGCUUUGGAGGCGGAGCGCAACUCGCUGUUGGUGGAGCGUCGCAAGCUGGUCGGUCGUGAGGUUCAUGCCACAACCAGUCAGACGCUGAAGCACCAGAUUGAACUGCAGCGCUACAAGGAGGACGUGGGUCUGGAUUGA